AUGACUUCGAUAUUUUAUUCUGGACUUUCAAAAGAUUUUUCUUUAUUAUUAAAUAAUGCGGAUGAUUUUAACGUUAUUAUUCAAGUAGGAGAAGUUAACAAUACAAAAGAAUUUAGAGCACAUUCAGUUAUUUUACGUGCUCGUUCUCCAUAUUUUAAAAGUGCACUUUCAAACGAAUGGAUUACAAAAAGGAAUGAUAUGAUUGUGUUUAAUAAACCAAAUAUUACUCCAUUAAUUUUUGAUAUGGUCUUAAAGUAUAUUUAUACAGGCGAACUUAACUUGAAAAAGUAUUCAGGUGAAAAUAUUCUUGAGCUUCUAAUUGCAUCUGAUGAAUUAAUCCUUGAGGAAUUAUUUGAACAUAUUCAAGAUUAUUUAAUUAAUAAUCAAACAUCCUGGAUUCAAGAAAAUUUUGUUCUUGUCCUUCAUACUGUAUUUAAACUUGUGAGCUGUAAGAAAUUACAAGAUUAUUGCCUUGAAUCUAUUUGUACAGAUCCACGACCAUUUAUUACUUCAAAAAAUUUCCCCUCAUUAGAUAAAGACAUUCUCUAUGGUUUACUUAAACGGGAUGAUAUGCAAAUUGAUGAAGUUAGUGUUUGGGAUAGUUUAAUUAAAUGGGGUAUUGAACAAACUCCUGGUUUGGGUAAUAAAAAUAAUGAUAGAACCAAAUGGAAUAAUAUAAAUUAUGAAGCAUUAAAGAAAACUUUAAAUCAAUUUAUUCCUCAUAUUAGGUUUGUAGAAAUUUCACCUUCUGAAUAUUUUGAUAAAGUUCGACCUUAUAAAGCUAUUAUUCCUAAUCAUAUUUAUGAAGAAAUUGAAGAAUUUUAUUUUAAAGGUACUUUACCAAAAACUUUUACUUUAUCACCAAGAGUUGGAAAAAUUCGUAUUGAAUCAGAUAUUAUUAAACCAAUACUUAUUCCUACAAUUAUUAAUUGGAUUAAUAAAAGAGAAGCAAAAUCUUUUCUUAAUAAAAAUGAUUCAUCAUAUAAAUUUAAUCUUAUUUAUCGAGGUAGUAUAGAUGGAAUUGAUUCUAAUUUAUUUAGAAAUAGAUGUAAAUCACAAGAACCAAUAUUAAUUUUAGUUAAAUGUCAAAAUUUAAAAAAAAUAUUUGGUGGUUAUACUCCAGUUGGAUUUUAUAGAUAUUUAUCAAAUAGUUGGAAUAAUAAUUAUUAUAUUUAUUCAACCGAUAGUUUUAUUUUUUCUUUUGAAGAUAAUGAUGAUAAUCAAAAUAUGAAAAUAAGUCGUGUAACAUCACAUAAUUAUGCUAUUUAUAAUAAUUAUUAUGAUGGUUAUGGAUUUAGUUUUGGAAGUGGUGAUUUAUAUAUGGAAGAAGAAAGUUUAUGUGUUGAUAAUAGUGGUGGUUAUUAUGAACAUAAUUUAAAUAGUUAUGGUACUUAUACAAUUGAAGAGAUUGAAGCUUUUAGAGUAGUAAAACAAUAA
Rhizophagus irregularis DAOM 181602=DAOM 197198 is the source of this 1437-nucleotide messenger RNA. RefSeq lists its product as uncharacterized. NCBI's taxonomy places the organism in Eukaryota, Fungi, Glomeromycota, Glomeromycetes, Glomerales, Glomeraceae. Gene Ontology annotation, molecular function: protein binding. The record is from RefSeq and is a predicted model, not a curated record.